Molecule: messenger RNA, 2203 nt
Organism: Nymphaea colorata (pocket water lily)
Lineage: Eukaryota; Viridiplantae; Streptophyta; Magnoliopsida; Nymphaeales; Nymphaeaceae
Exons: 4
Coding region: 230-2092 (620 amino acids)
Source: RefSeq, a predicted model, not a curated record
CGCUGUUUUUGGCGGAAAACAGGGGCGAGAUUACUGCCUGCGAGCUCCCCGCAGCCUCGCCCACCGCUUGCUUCUAUGGCGUCUUUCUUCCCCCCUCGCCCUUCGCAUCUAUAUUUCCCCAGCUCCACGGCGUCUCCUGAUCACCAGCACAGUCCGUUUCUGAUCUCUUCUUCUUUAUUACCACCCUUUCCUCUUCUUUCUCUUUCGAUCUUCUUCUUCUUCUUCUCUAAUGAGUCCUCUCCUUCUUGAACAAUCCAUGACGGUCUCCACCCUUUCCGAGUCCGCCAAGCCGUUCGAUCUCGAAAGCGUGAAGUUGGCUCUCUUUGAUUCGUACAUCGACGAAGACGAUGGUGGGCAGACCGCAACCAGCGGUGCCGGGUUCGAUCCCUUUGCCUUGUUUGAUAAGGGGGUAGGCGAUGAUUACGCGAAGAAGUGCGCGUGGCUGCAGAAACAGAUCAUCGGCAACGGCGCCGCGUUCGAGACCCCGUUCGGCCGGCGCCAGAUAACGUACGCUGAUUUCACGGCUUCUGGGAGGUUCCUGCAGUGCGUUGAGGAUUAUAUCAGCAGGGAGGUGCUUCCAUUCUAUGGGAACACGCACACAGUGGACAGUCAUGUAGGGCUGAGGACGACGGCGGCGGUGCACGAGGCGGGCGAGUACGUAAAGCGGUGCCUGGGGGCGACCGACGGCGACGCCUCCCUAAUCUUCUGCGGCACGGGCUCGACGGCAGCCAUCAAGCGGCUGCAGGAGGUGAUGGGGGUGACGGUGCCGUCGGUGGUGCGGAGAUGCGUUCUCAGCUGCCUCCCGGAAUCCGCCAGGUGGGUCGUCUUUACCGGCCCCUACGAGCACCACUCCAACCUCCUUUCCUGGCGCCAGAGCCUCGCCGACGUCGUCGAGAUCGGCCUCGACGACUCCGGCCGCAUCGACGUUCGCGCCUUGGCCUCUGCCCUCGCCUCCCCACAGUACGCCGCGCGCCCCAAGCUCGGCUCCUUCUCCGCCUGCAGCAACGUCACCGGCAUCUGUACUGAUACCAGGGCCAUCGCCCGCGUGCUGCACGAGCACGGUGCCUUUGCCUGCUUCGACUUCGCCUCCAGUGGUCCUUAUGUGGAUAUCGAGAUGAAGACGGGGGAAAUAGACGGGUACGACGCGAUCUUCAUCAGCCCGCACAAGUUCCUCGGCGGCCCCGGCAGCCCUGGCAUUCUGGUCGUCAACAAUGCCCUCUACCGCCUCAAGGGUGCCCCUCCCUCCACCAGCGGCGGAGGCACCGUUCUCUUCGUCAAUGGCUACUGCGAAGAGGACACACUGUACUGCAAGGACGUGGAAGAAAGGGAGGACGCCGGGACGCCGGGAAUCGUGCAGAAGAUACGGGCGGCGCUCGCCUUCGCCGUGAAGGAAUACAUGGGCCACGACCUCAUCUGCUCCCGAGAGCGGGCGUUCCUGGAUGUCGCCAUCUCCCGGCUGGGGAAGAACGGCCGCAUCCGCCUUCUCGGCAACUCCGCCAUCAAGGAGCGCCUGCCCACCAUCUCCUUCCUCAUCUACCCCGCCGGCGCCGCAGCCGGAGGAAAGCACCUCCACUGCCGCUUCGUCACCACGCUCCUCAACGAUCUGUUCGGUAUACAAGCGCGCGGCGGCUGCGCCUGCGCCGGCCCUUACGGCCACGCGCUCCUCGGCAUCGACAGGGCGCGGUCCACGGCCAUCCGGGAGACCAUUGAGAAGGGUUACACCGCGGUGAAGCCCGGGUGGACGAGGGUGAGCUUCUGCUACUACAUGCCCAUGGAGGAGAUUCACUUCGUGAUCGACGCCGUCGAGCUCGUGGCUGCUUAUGGUCACCGCUUCCUCAACCUUUACCGGUUCGACUGGAAGUCCGGCGACUGGAGUUUCAAGAAGAUGGGUGCGGAGUAUACCCAGAUGAUCAAAUUGCUGGGACGGGUUGAGGAAAGGUCGACAAGGUGCGAAGGACCAGGAGCUACGGAUGUUGAGUAUGCGGAAUGCAUGGAAGCAGCGAAGCGGGUAGCCAUGGCGCUUCCAGAUUUUCCGACCAACAGGAAGACACCGGAAGUCAUUGAUCCAGAGCUCGUGGAUUUCAUCGUCUAGUCCACAGUUUAAACAACGGCAGCCAUGUACAUAUAUAAUGGCGGUGAGAUACGAACCACGUGUGAUCGAGAAACACACACUGAAUUUUUCUUUUCUUUGGGUGGAUUCCGU